AUGUCGCUCUCUAUACCCAAGGCCCCUAACGCGGGGCUGUUCAAGCAGGGCUACAACAACUACGAUGCCGAGGACGGUGCCGUCGUGCGCAACAUCGAAGCCUCUCGCGCCAUCUCGCAGACGGUGCAGACGUCGCUGGGCCCCUAUGGCCGCAACAAGAUCGUCAUCAACCACCUGCAGAAGAUGAUCCUCACCUCCGACGCCGCCACCAUACUCCGCGAGCUGGAGGUCGUGCACCCCGCCGCCAAGCUGCUGGUCAUGGCCUCGCAGCAGCAGGAGGCCGAGAUGGGCGACGCCACCAACCUGGUCAUCGUGCUGGCCGGCGAGCUGCUGAAGAAGGCCGAAGAGCUGAUCCGGAUGGGUCUGAAGACGAGCGAUAUCGUGCAGGGCUACGAGAAGGCACAGAACGAGGCAUUGAACGCGCUCGAGCAGCUGGUGGUCGACAAGGUUGAGGACGUGAGGGACCAGGCGCAGCUCAGCAAGGCCAUCCGCACCGUCAUCGCCGCUAAGCAAAACGGCUCCGAGGGUGUCCUAGCCGACAUGGUCGCCGAGGCCGUGCUGGCCGUCCUGCCCAAGAACCCCGCUAACUUCAACGUCGACAACGUCCGUGUGGUUAAGAUCAUGGGUGGCAGCUUGGAGCAAAGCAAGGUGGUCAAGGGCAUGGUUUUCGGCAACGAGCCCGUAGGAAGCGUCAAGAAGGCUACCAAAGCCAAGGUGGCCGUGUUCACGUCUUCCAUCGACAUCAGCCAGACGGAGACCAAGGGCACCGUCCUUCUGCACAAUGCCAAAGAAAUGUUAGACUUCACGAAGGGUGAAGAGUCGCAGGUCGAAACCAUGAUCAAGGAACUUCAUGAUUCGGGGGUUAGGGUGGUUGUUGCAGGCUCCAGCGUCGGCGAGUUGGCCCUGCACUACCUCAACCGCUUCGGGAUCCUCAUCAUCAAGGUCCUCUCCAAGUUCGAGCUCCGCCGCCUGUGCCGCGUUGUCGGCGCCACCCCUCUGGCUCGUUUCGGCGCUCCCAUGCCGGAUGAGAUGGGUACCGUCGAUGUCGUUGAGACCAUCGAGAUUGGCGGUGACCGUGUCACCGUCUUCCGCCAGGAGAACGAGCAGACCCGGACCGCUACUCUGGUGCUCCGUGGCGCCACUCAGAACCACCUCGACGAUCUGGAGCGUGCCGUCGACGACGGUGUCAACGUCGUCAAGGCCAUCACUCGUGACGCACGUCUUGUCCCCGGUGCGGGUGCUACUGAGAUGCAGCUUAUCGAGCGCGUCGCGGCUGUCGGCGAGAAGACCCCUGGUCUGUCGCAAUACUCCAUCAAGAAGUACGCCGAGGCCUUCGAGGUCAUCCCCAGAACUCUCGCCGAGAGUGCCGGUCUCGAUGCUACCGAGGUGCUGUCGCGCCUGUAUACCGCACACGCCGCUUCCAAGGCCACCGACGAUUCCAAGCCCUACUGGACCGCAGGUGUCGACAUCGAGAAUGAGGACAAGACGGGCGUUCUUGACGCGGUCGACGAGGGCAUCCUCGACCUGAUGGUCAGCAAGAGCUGGGCCAUCAAGCUCGCCACCGAGGCCGCCCGCACAAUCUUGGCCGUCGACCAAAUUAUCGUAGCCAGGCAGGCCGGUGGCCCGAAGCCGCCGGGCCCCAACCCCAACUGGGAUGAGGAUUAA
Messenger RNA from Lasiodiplodia theobromae, 1665 nucleotides. Its product is annotated as T-complex protein 1. The coding region runs from base 1 to 1665 and encodes 554 amino acids. Gene Ontology annotation, biological process: protein folding. NCBI's taxonomy places the organism in Eukaryota, Fungi, Ascomycota, Dothideomycetes, Botryosphaeriales, Botryosphaeriaceae. Gene Ontology annotation, cellular component: chaperonin-containing T-complex. The transcript is spliced from 3 exons. The record is from RefSeq and is a predicted model, not a curated record. Gene Ontology annotation, molecular function: ATP-dependent protein folding chaperone; ATP binding; ATP hydrolysis activity.